Molecule: messenger RNA, 537 nt
Organism: Humulus lupulus (European hop)
Lineage: Eukaryota; Viridiplantae; Streptophyta; Magnoliopsida; Rosales; Cannabaceae
Exons: 3
Coding region: 159-365 (68 amino acids)
Biological process (GO): endoplasmic reticulum unfolded protein response
Cellular component (GO): endoplasmic reticulum
Source: RefSeq, a predicted model, not a curated record
UAUACAUAUAUUACAAAGAAAACACGUUUUUGAAAGAUUGAGCAGACACAUCGAACCGAAAGAGAGAGAAAUAAGAGCGAGAUAGUCGAAUCGCCUGCGGCUCUCUUGUUCUCCAACCAGUUUCAAGCUUCGGGAUCUAUAAUUUUGUGUCUGUGACCAUGACUACUUCAAGGCGUCUAGCAGAUAGGAAGGUUGAGAAGUUCGAUAAGAACAUAACAAGAAGAGGAGCUGUGCCUGAGACCACCGUCAAAAAGGGAAAGGACUACCCUGUUGGCCCUAUUUUACUUGGGUUCUUCAUCUUCGUUGUUAUUGGAUCAUCUCUCUUUCAGAUAAUCAGGACAGCCACAACUGGAGGCAUGGCAUAAUUGUAACGUUGUCCGUACUCUGAAGUGUUACUCGGUCGUCUUUUACAUUUUUUUUUUUUGGCCCAAUCUAAUUUGUUGUAGGAAGUUAAUAUACUUUACGAGACCAGAGGGUUACUCAUGUUAUGAAGAGCUUAAAUAUUUCAAUAAACAGACCCCAUUUGUUCGUCGAUUA